UUCUCUCUAUUUUCCCCUGACAAUCCACCCUUUUCCUUAUCUUUCCAGCUUUCCGAACCCACACAACUUUCGUCAUGGCUGCUGACGUGAGUUAUCCCAACGUGAACGGCCAUGGUACUAUUACCAAUGGACCUCUGGCCGACAACAUCAAAUCCGAGGCGACCCGCACCAGUCAAGAGCUGCGCGAGCUGCGCAACGCAGCAGUGACUCCCUCCACCAGCGCCGCGACCGGCCAGCCCCUAACUUACUACCACUCCCUGCUGUACAGCCUCUUGAGCUGGGAACAACCCCGAGCCACCGCCGUCUCCUUCAUCAGCGUUGUAGCUUUCAUUUUUGCCGCCCGUUACCUUCCGCUCCUUCGAUGGUUCUUCAAAUUUAUCUAUGUGGUUCUGGGCUUCACCGCUCUCGCUGAGCUGGGUGGUCAACUCGCUCUGAAGCAAAGCGUCGUCGGAUCUUUCCGCCCUCGCAAAUACUACACCGUUCCCAAGGAGACGGUCGAGGCCGUGUUGGAGGAUCUCGAGCAGCUUGUCGAUUUCGUUCUGAUCGAGUUCCAGCGCGUUCUGUUCACCGAGAACCUUGUUCACACCAUCGCUGCUUUCCUCGCCGCUUUCUCCGCCUACUGGUUGAUCAAGUUCCUGCCCUUCUGGGGUCUCUCCCUCAUCACCGUCACCAUUGCUUACUUGGGUCCUUUGGUCUACAUCAACAACCGCGAGGUCAUCGAUGCCCAGAUCGAGCACCUCCAGGAGAUGGUCAACAGCCAGGCCCACCAGCUGAAGGACAUCGCCGAGGAGCGCACCGCCCACGCGACGGGCAUCGUCAAGCAGUACGUCGAGGACUACAGCGCCAAGGCCCAGGGAUUCGUGCACCGCCGCUCCGCUUCGCGCUCCGUGACCCCCGAGGUGGCCAAGGUCGCCAGCAACCCCGUCAUCAAGAAGGAACCCGAGGCCGAGCCUGAGAUCAAGAUCCCCGACUUCCCUGAAGCCCCGAAGGCUGAGCCCGUGGUUCCCGCCGCUCCCGUCGCUCCCUUGGCCGAAUCAAUUGAGCAGCCUGCCGUUGAGGCUGAGGAGAAGGAGCCUCUACUGGCUUAGGGAGUCGGUCGUGAUGCGGAGUGGACACGGUUUGUUAGCUGCCUCAGUUGAUGUGGUAGUUCUGACUAAGGGCAUUGAGGAGUCGACUGUGAUGGCAUGCACAGCCGACUUGAGGCUGGGUAGUAUGUAUGCGGUGGUGUAGUGUGUGUACGAUGGCAAAACGAGACUUCGUUAGCCGUGGUGGUUAACGGGGACGUUUUUCCCUUGUACUUUUCUUUCUACUUUUUUUCGUUUCAUUUUUCUCUUGCUCGCAGGCCGACUGCGGAGUAUAUCUUUCUGUUUGGGUUCAUACUUAUAUUUCAUGCGUGUAUGGCAAUUUUCUUAUCUUCUGGGAAAGUCAGACUGGUGUAGGACAGCAGUCAUCCUCGU
Molecule: messenger RNA, 1457 nt
Organism: Aspergillus aculeatus ATCC 16872
Lineage: Eukaryota; Fungi; Ascomycota; Eurotiomycetes; Eurotiales; Aspergillaceae
Exons: 7
Coding region: 75-1088 (337 amino acids)
Source: RefSeq, a predicted model, not a curated record